Molecule: messenger RNA, 937 nt
Organism: Quercus robur (English oak)
Lineage: Eukaryota; Viridiplantae; Streptophyta; Magnoliopsida; Fagales; Fagaceae
Exons: 4
Coding region: 44-400 (118 amino acids)
Source: RefSeq, a predicted model, not a curated record
AAAGUAAUAGAUAGUUCCCUUUCAAUCCGUGGGGAAAACAAAAAUGGAGCUCGAACCACCACCACCACCACCACCACCACCGAUCGAACCACCGUCCACGUGUCCUGAUCAAAGCACGGCGUCGGAUCCUACUGAGGAUGACCGCGCCGAAUCAAAACCCUCUCUGAGCCAGACCGAUAUCUUGAGAGCCCUAGAGGUGGUGGAGAGAGACUCUUCGGCCAUCGCAGAGAGCUACGGUUCUCUCUUCGCUUCUCUUCGUUUAGCUCUAUCUGAGGUUACUAGUAGCUCAGUUGAUCAUAUGCAAUGUUUCAGUGAUGCGGCGGGUCGCCUUCAAGAAUCUGUUCUUGAUGCAUCAACAAAGGGGAAUCGGUAUAUAAAUUCGUGUCUCAGCUGGUGGUAGGAUAUACUUGGAGGAUAUGGACGUUUCAUGUCGGCCUUAGAACUUGAAAUUUGGCCUUUGUGGUAGCAACUGUUUUAAAGUAAGAAACUUUAAUUUUCAUUUUUACUUAAAUCGUAACUUCACAUAAUUUCACUACCCUCAAUAUUCCCUGGAUUGGUCAAUCUUAGCCCUCAUUGCCCCUCAAAUUUUCAAUGUAUGGCUGUUAUCAGGAUCUUGCUCUCAUGAAGAUUUUAACAAUUUUGGAAUACACUAUCUAACGCACUAUAAUUUUUGGAAAAUUUCACUUAUCAGAAUAAAGUUUUGGAAAAUUUUGUUUGUAUUAAUGGCGUGGCAACACUCCCUCUUGAUAACUAGCCAGGCACAACUGUCUCGAAGAAGUUUUUACCUUUUGGAGUACAUGUACUGACUUGCAUGCUGAUAAUGGGAUUGCCUCCUCUUGUAUCUCAAUACCAAUGUGCAACAGGAACGAAAUAUUUUAGAUCAAUGCUUUUACUCUUUCAUGGUAAAUAUGGCCUUUCUAAGCUGAUUUGGAAUUUU